AUCUUUAUACAUGGUUCACUGUAUCACUGAAGAACAACCAGGGAAGUGUUUAGACAACCUUUGAUAAUACCAGCACACUGACAUUCUCUUAUUCAUGCUUUAGCUGCUACUAAGCUUAGGCUUCUUCAAGAAACUUUAGCCAUAGAUAUGGAUUUUUCUCAAAAGGAGGGCUAUAUAGACUCAUUAUAUAUAUAUAUAGGGACAUCACAGCAAUGAACCACCCCCACAGCCUUUUUGCUCUUCUACAGACCCACUUGCCUGCUAUAGAGUCAAAAACAUCUUUCUUUCUUUCUCUACUAUACAUUAUUAUAUUAUAUUGUUGCUCAGGUAUCAACCCACUUCAUGUGUUAUCCUUGAGAGCUUUUUGUUAUCCAAGAAAGAGCAAAUAGAUCAAAUCAGAGGGCACCUUCUGAAGAGACAGAUCCUUCACUUCCCCAUACUUGCUCAACCAAACCCCCUCGGUUCUUUAAAAGUAAAAACCUAUCAGGCUAUAUUAAGCAUCACUUGUCACUUGCCAGCUAUCCUAUCUAUCCAUACAAGUUUGAUCUGAACAAGAACCAGAUUAAUAUUUUGUAUAUCUCUGGUGGUGAUUGUCAUAUAAAGGAACUGCUCACAGUGUAAACCACACCAGAACCAGAGCCAGAGCCAGAGCCAGAAUCUGAACCAGAGCCAUUGCCAUUCAUUUUCUCUUUUAAUCCAUUUUUUCAAAUAUUCAACUCAGUUGUCCCCAUGAACAUGGACAUGGACUCCUCCUCCCAGCAAUGGGGAAGCCAACAGGAGCCAGAUCAGCACCAGAACCAGGCAAAAGUCUCAAAGCUUCAACUGAUGACAGAUGAACAAGAGAUCCAUGCCUCUGCUCUUCCAUUAUUUGCAGCCACUCCUAUAAACCACACCAGAACAACAAGCACCCCCACCCUGACCCCAUUUCCACCUGAUUCAUCCCAUACUAGUAGAUUCUCAUGGGGGGCAGGAGGAGGGAUGGUAGGUUUAUUCAGUUUGGCACAAUGGCAGGAGCUGGAGUUACAGGCCUUGAUCUACAAAUACAUGCUGGCCGGGGCUCCAGUGCCUUUGGACCUCAUUCUCCCCAUCAGAAAAAGCCUUCUCUCUGCACACCCUUACUAUCACCACCACCAACUUCAAUACCAGCACUUCCCUACACCUGCUAUGCUACAGAGCGGGUACUGGGGGAGGUGUGUGAUAGACCCUGAACCAGGAAGAUGCCGAAGAACUGACGGCAAGAAGUGGAGGUGCUCAAGGGAAGUGGUACCGAGCCAUAAGUACUGUGAGCGCCACGUUCACCGCGGCCGAAACCGUUCAAGAAAGCAUGUGGAAGUCCUCGCACCCACACCAACUACUACUACCAAAGACGACGACGGCGACGACAACAACAACAACAACAACAACAACCAUUUUGCUCCGCAUCACCAUCACCAUCACCACCAAACCAGCAGAGGAACAGAAGAUGAUGGUAGGCAGAGCUACUGCACUAACUAUCCAGACCAGAACGAGGGCCAUGUUUUGAGGAAGUUCUUCAAUGAGAGACCAAGAUCACAAGGACAGCAGGAGAGCAUCUCCAGUGCUAGUGGUGGUGGUGGUAGCCAACAGACCCUUCUCUCCAUCUCCAUUCCUGGGGAUGUGUCUUUGAAACUAUCAACAGGCUCAAGCAAAGACAACGGAGAUGGUGGUGGUGGAGCGCAUCAUAAUGCCCAGCAAUCUCCAGCUAAUCUUAAUGUUAAUGUUAAUGUUAAUGCUAAUGCUAAUAUUAAUAGAAAUUGGUCUGAGUGGGGACAUGGUAAUGAGAAUGAAAAUAAUGGAGAAACGGCAAGUGGGGGCCCGCUUGCAGAGGCACUUCUCCGUUCGUCAACUUCCACAGCAUCACCGACUAGCGUGUUGCAAAAGCCCUGUGGGAUCUCCGCAUCUGAAACCAGUAGUAUCAGUAUCUCAAGUUGAUCUGUGCCUUAUUUGUUGUUUUGUUUGUCAUAUUGUCGGGUGUGUGGGUCUUUGUUUCUUUAUGGGUUGCUGAUGUUCCAAGUGGAGAACUCUCUCCCUCUCUCUGUCUCUGCUUUGUCACUUAGUGUCUUGUAUUGAGUCUCUAUUAUUAUUAUU
Molecule: messenger RNA, 2106 nt
Organism: Dioscorea cayenensis subsp. rotundata (Guinea yam)
Lineage: Eukaryota; Viridiplantae; Streptophyta; Magnoliopsida; Dioscoreales; Dioscoreaceae
Product: growth-regulating factor 4-like
Exons: 4
Coding region: 730-1950 (406 amino acids)
Biological process (GO): regulation of DNA-templated transcription; DNA-templated transcription; developmental process
Cellular component (GO): nucleus
Molecular function (GO): ATP binding
Source: RefSeq, a predicted model, not a curated record